Recurvomyces mirabilis is the source of this 1338-nucleotide messenger RNA. RefSeq lists its product as uncharacterized. Gene Ontology annotation, molecular function: ATP binding; phosphotransferase activity, alcohol group as acceptor. Bases 1 to 1338 code for a protein of 445 amino acids. Lineage: Eukaryota; Fungi; Ascomycota; Dothideomycetes; Mycosphaerellales; Teratosphaeriaceae. The record is from RefSeq and is a predicted model, not a curated record. The transcript has 2 exons. Gene Ontology annotation, biological process: peptidoglycan turnover; amino sugar metabolic process.
AUGUCUAGCUCGGUCCCAAUGGAAGGUAUGCCGUCGCAGCAACAUGGCGCGGACGGAUUGGACUUGACUGUAAUCGUUCUCAAUAGCGGCACGAGCAUGGAUGGGAUCGACUGCGCUCUUUGUCGCUUCCGCCAAUCUUUUCCAGAUGCGCCAAUGCACUUUGAGUUGCUCAAGUAUGGAGAGGUACCGCUUGAGAGGAACAUCAAACGUCGGGUCAUGGACAUGAUCCUGCACAACAAGACAACACCAGAGGAGCUGUCUGAAGUCAAUGUACUUCUGGGCGAGACUUUCGCGUCGGCUGUUGAGGACUUCUGUACAGAGCAUAGGGUGGAGAAGUCAGAUAUCGAUGCAAUUGGGCCCCAUGGGCAGACCAUCUGGCUACUCAGUAUGCCCGCAGCGGGUCAAGUGAAGAGUGCUCUUACAAUGGCCGAAGGAACCUUCAUCGCCGCACGAACUGGCAUCACCACAGUGACCGACUUCCGAGUUAGCGAUCAAGCGGCUGGUAGGCAAGGCGCACCCUUGAUUGCCUUCUUUGACGCGCUACUAUUGCACCACCCCACCAAACUCCGAGCCUGUCAGAAUAUCGGCGGCGUUGCCAACGUAUGUUUCAUCCCGCCAGAUAACGCUGGUGGUAUCGAUAAGUGUUUCGACUUUGACACCGGCCCGGGCAACGUCUUCAUCGAUGCAGUCGUCCGUCAUUAUACCGGCGGCGCUCGCGAGUACGACAAAGACGGCGAGAUGGGCAAACGCGGCAUAGUCAAUCAUGAGUUAGUGAAUGAGUCCCUCCAGCACGAGUACUUCCAACUCGCACCUCCCAAGACAACCGGGCGUGAAGUCUUUCGGGAUACUCUCGCUUUCGACCUCAUCCGCAAAGCGGAAGCAGCCGGCAUGUCUCCGGACGAUGUCGUCGCGACCGUCACGCGAAAUACAGCACAAGCGAUUGUAGAUCACUACAAGCGCUACGCACCAUCGCAGCACAUUGACGAGAUCUUCAUGUGCGGCGGUGGCGCCUACAACCCAAAUAUCACCGCACACAUCCAGAAGCACUACCCAAACACGAAAAUAAUGAUGCUCGACGCUGCUGGUGUGCCGGCCGGUGCCAAAGAAGCGAUCACUUUCGCUUGGCAGGGCAUGGAAGCCAUCGUCGGCCGCUCCAUACCUGUACCCGACCGGGUAGAAACAAGACGGGACUACGUGCUGGGUAAGGUAAACCCAGGGAAGAACUAUCGGGAGGUCAUGCGCAAGGGUAUAAUAUUUGGUGGUGCUCUCAAUAGAUUACCGCCAGUGCAGGACAUGGUAAAUCAUGUAGACGGUCGUGUAUUUGACAACAAGUGGUAG